Molecule: messenger RNA, 2883 nt
Organism: Nylanderia fulva
Lineage: Eukaryota; Metazoa; Arthropoda; Insecta; Hymenoptera; Formicidae
Source: RefSeq, a predicted model, not a curated record
AUGGGGAAGCAUCCGUUGCACUGGAUCAAUUGUAAAUUUUUUGACUGUGCUUAUGUUGCAGCAGUGUCGUCCGCGUUCGCUUAUAGAUAUGACCCUUGGUAUCGCGCGGACACGGAACGUCCGGUAGACAUCAUCACCGACGUCAUCAACGAUCUCGGGGUAAAGAUCCUUCAGCAAUACACGGGACACGGAAACAUAGCGUUUUCACCUACAGGAAUCGCCUUCGUAUUAGCAGCCCUUUACGAAGGAUCCACUGGUAGGGGAAGUCAACAGAUCGCCGAAGUCAUAAGGUUACCACCCAGAGAUGUUACCAGGAUCGGUCUCAGGGAUAUCCACCGGCGAUUGAGAAGUUAUCUCAAUGCCGAUGGCUUCCUGGGCGGGUUGACACUAAGCAAGGAAAACACGGUACUCCGUCCCGAGUACGAGGACAUCCUGAGGUUUUACGGCUUCGAUCUGUCGAGUAUCGAGCAAGAAGCGAACGUUACCGUCAAUACGGAAGACUCUUCGGUUACAACUCCCGCACUUCCAACGUCUACUGCCAGCUCGACGAUCCCGAUGGAGCCGAUAGAAACCAGGAAUGAACCGGACACGACGACGACGUUAACCAUUACGACGCUUCCUUCGGAAACCACGAUCACUUCAUCAGCUACUCCACAAAGCGUCACUGAAGAGCAACCGAUUACAGUCGCGAGUCCAGAAUCAACUGUUCCAAGCACGUCAUCGACACCAGAAUCAACUGUUCCAAGCACGUCAUCGACACCAGAACCAGCUGUUCCAAGCACCUCAUCGACACCAGAAUCAGCUGUUUCAAGCACGUCAUCGAUACCAGAACCAGCUGUUCCAAGCACCUCAUCGACACCAGAAUCAGCUGUUUCAAGCACGUCAUCGACACCAGAACCAGCUGUUCCAAGCACCUCAUCGACACCAGAAUCAGCUGUUCCAAGCGCAUCAUCGACGCCAGGUUCUUCACCUGCUGUCAUUUCCGAAGAAAGUGUCCAGCCAACAUCAACAACUAUUAUAACAAACGAUCGAGCUUCCUCGACUGUCGUCGAGGAUGCUGGAGGAGACCAAAUUGUCGCGAAUACUACAAUUCCCAAUUCUACAGAGAAUGCAGAAGAUGCAAAUGCGCCAGAUGUGACUUCCAACGUGAAUAUUGAAACACCGCAGGACGCAGAUAGGACAACUACGGCGGCUAAUGUCCUGGCGGACGACAGAAUACAAAGUGACAUCACCGAUGGAAAUCCCGUUACCUCGAAUUCGUUAAUUAGCGCGAUAUCGACGUCUUUAACCGAUUCUACGAACUUAACUACUUUGAGUCCCGUUAUCGAGACGACGGAUAACAGUGUUAUUUCGCAAUCGAGAAUGACAUCGGUGUCGGCAGAACUUCCAGCCGGAAAUACGCCGGAGAUGAUUGCACGGGAUCUCGCGACGACGCCGAUCAUUAGUGUUAAUCACGACGCUACGAUGUCAUCCGUCCAAGCGAUAAACACGACGAUGACUUCGAGGGAUCUCGUCGAAGAUUCGAAUGACUUCGCGAUCGUCAAUUCCACGGAUAAUCAGGCGAAUGGGAAUGCCGUUUCGACGAAUCGUAAGAAGAAAGGAGCGGAACCAGAUCUGAAAGUUGUAUUGAACGAUGGUACCGUUAGAGAUGAAUCGAUAAAUCGCGGAUCGCCGAAUCUACGCAGGACGAGGAGUCCACGAGGAUACUUCUCCAGCUAUCCAGAUGAAGGUAUCUGGAUGCAAGACCUGGAGAUUUGGAAAUCGUACAGCAACCCGGUAAAUCCGAGCGAAUCCCCCGCCGGAGAUUCUGCGGCGGAGAUAUCGUUUCUGGUGAACGGUUGCGAUGUUUCCUCGGUAUCGGCCUCGAGAUACAUCGCCGUGCUGCCUUUCGCGUACUUCCCAUCGUUGCACGCUGUCGCGCUCGAGUUUCCUCUGGACGAUCCCCGGUACAACAUUAUACUUCUUAUGCCAACGGAUAAAACGGACACGCACCGUCUGGCGAGAGAUCUCAGCGGGAAGUCAUUGAGAUCGUUGAGGAAGCGAUUACAGCCUACUUGGGUCAGGGCCACGAUACCUUCGUUCAUGCUACGCGGUUUCGUCACACUGACGUCAUUCCUGCAAAGGCUGGGAAUCGUGGACGUCUUCGAGCCGAGACUGGCCAAUCUGUCACCCAUGACAUCCGACCUUGGUGUAUACGCCCGGGACGUUCAACAGAGUAUAGGGGUCAAUAUAAGGAAUUACAUGAAACCCGAUCGCACCCAUUCCCGUAACGGUCUGUUCGAGAGAGCCGGACCUGUACCUUUUACAGCGUUGCAUCCCUUUUUUUAUUUCAUCGUCGACACCGAGACUUCGGUGAGUCUAAUCGCCGGUCGAGUGGACGACCCGCUUAAUUCAAGAAUACUGUAGACAUGUAUAAUUUAUACGAUAUUCUAAGAUUUUUAAAUAAACAUUCGUUUAUUUGACGAUACUUAUAAAUAGCUAUAUCUUAUAAUGUAUAGACUUCUCCAGCUCGCACACACAACUAUUACCAAGUACACGCAAUUAACAUUGUGCUCUGUACAAAAUCCUAUUUGUAAAUAAAGAAGUAUAAAGAUAAGAGGCAGUGUAAUUUGAAAUGUGCAAGGAUUGAGCAUUUGGGAGAACAUUCCGAGUUAUCUCGACUCGUAGAGUAGAAAGGGCAAUGUCUUUAUAUCUUGCUAAUCGACACAAACAUUAUAAAAAUUAUAUAUGUUCAUUGAUUUAUUACUGAUGUAACUUGUGCUUAAGUUGAAUUUAUCUAAUUUGUGAAAUUUAAGUAUCCGAAUAAAACAGAUUUUUUACAUCGUAAUAAAUUUAUAAUUAAUACAUAUCUAUAUAAAAUAUCUCAAAAAUCACAAUUUUCUU